AUGGAUUCUGAGUUCAUGACAAUCCCAGUGAUUCCAGACCUGGAGGAGGUUCCAGAUAAGACCUCACACAUGCAGAUCGCUGCUCCACCCAGUAUCCAGGUGAACAGAGUUAUGACCUACAGAGACCUGGACAACGACCUCAUGAAGUACUCGGCUUUUCAGACCCUGGAUGGAGAGAUUGACCUGAAGCUGCUCACGAAGGUUUUAGCCCCGGAGCAGGAGGUGAGAGAGGACAGUUCACCCAGAGAUGAGCGCUCCGUCUUCAUUUACUCGCCCUCAUGUCGUUCCAAACUUUUUUGACUUUAUUCUGUGGAGCACAAAAAAAGAUAUUUUUGAAGAAACCUUCACUCUUCUAUAUAGAAUGACAGUCCAUUCUGACUAGGAUCAAAAACAUUAUAAUAAUAAUAUUAAUAAUAAUAAUAAAAGCAUCCUGAAAGUGC
Cyprinus carpio (common carp) is the source of this 440-nucleotide messenger RNA. RefSeq names its product intraflagellar transport protein 43 homolog A (gene ift43). Lineage: Eukaryota; Metazoa; Chordata; Actinopteri; Cypriniformes; Cyprinidae. The record is from RefSeq and is a predicted model, not a curated record. Gene Ontology annotation, biological process: intraciliary retrograde transport. Gene Ontology annotation, cellular component: cilium; intraciliary transport particle A.